Messenger RNA from Eremomyces bilateralis CBS 781.70, 1221 nucleotides. RefSeq names its product aldose 1-epimerase. NCBI's taxonomy places the organism in Eukaryota, Fungi, Ascomycota, Dothideomycetes, Eremomycetales, Eremomycetaceae. The transcript has 2 exons. Gene Ontology annotation, molecular function: carbohydrate binding; aldose 1-epimerase activity. The record is from RefSeq and is a predicted model, not a curated record. Bases 1 to 1221 code for a protein of 406 amino acids. Gene Ontology annotation, biological process: glucose metabolic process; beta-D-galactose catabolic process via UDP-galactose, Leloir pathway.
AUGUCGCCGCGCGGAUUUUCAGUCCUAGGGGCUCUACUUGCUAUUGCUCAACUCACAGCUGGAUUCGAUGCAUCACGGCGACAGUCUCCUAACAGCCACCCCGGAGAGUUCCGACCCGAUGAAGAUGGGAAAUACACCAUCGGAGACCUAGGAAUCACGGCGCAAUUCAUCCCCUACGGAGCCAGCAUCACCAACCUGUUUGUUAAGGACAGGCAUGGCGUCGAAAGAGAUAUUGUACUGGGAUACGACAAUGCGAGUUACUAUCCCAUCGACGAGUCGCAUCCUCACCUUGGUGGCGUCCCUGGGCGGUACGCAAACCGUAUCAAGAAUGGAACAUAUGAUAUUGAUGGGGUCACAUAUCAUACCGACCUGAACGACAAUGAUGGUCUCAACACCCUGCAUGGCGGCAGGAAUGGUUGGGAUUAUCGAAACUUCACCGUCGUUGCCCACUCGUCCGACCGAAUCGUCUUUCGACUCAUAGAUGAAGACUGCUCUAUGGGCUUCCCAGGGCGCGUGGAAGCAGAAAUCGAGUACUCGGUCUCGGCCUUCACCUGGCAUAUCAAAAUGUGGGCGAAGAAUUUCACGGAAAAGACACCGAUCAUGCUUACCUCCCACACGUACUGGAAUCUGGACGGCUUUCAGAAUCCUGACACGCCGCAAGCGCUCGGCCACAAGCUCUGGACGCCGCGCUCGAAAUCCAGAGUAGCGACAGACGGAAUUUUGAUACCAAACGGUGACAUCCUGCCGAGCCAAGAAGGUUCUGUCAACGACUUCUGGAGCAAACCGAAGCCACUUGGCGCGUCGUUUGGUGACUCCGAGAUUGAAGGGAACUGCGGGACCGAUUGUCGCGGUUAUGAUACCUGCUACAUUGUCACGCAAGAGAACGACCCUCGGGAUCGGCGGCCCCUACCCCUUGCGCGGCUGGAGAGCGAGUCGUCAGGGAUCGUUGUGGAUAUUUUUUCCGAACAGCACGCACUUCAGAUGUAUAGCUGCAACAAUCAAGAUGGUACUAUGCCCCUGAAGAAAACUCAAGGCUUCUUUGAUGACCCUACUCAACCUCGAACAGUACAGCAGUACGGCUGCGUAGUACUGGAAGCCCAAGACUGGAUCGAUGGGAUCAAUCACCCGGAAUGGGAACGAGAGAAGAGACAGAUCUUUGGACCGGGAGAUGAGUAUUUUCUGGAGAUAUCGCAUACGUUUAGUCUCAGCCCGGAUCAAUGA